UGGCGGCGAGCGACCAGUUGUCUUUGGAUCAUAGCAUAGCUGCCGUCAAAUGUCAUUUUGCGUUAGACCCACAACAUUUCGGUUUGGCAACGAAGACUUCAACAUUUAUUUGCCUAAUAUGCAGCAUUCAUUGAUCGGACUGUGAUUGCCGAUUGUUGUUUCUGUCUACCGUACCUUAAUGUUUCAGUCGUUGAAUUAACUUUGGGCAGCAUUAGUCUCUUUUGGCGCUUCGAACUACAAAGACCGGUGAGCGCACGUGAAUCAAACUUCUAAUCUCCGCUCGUCCGAACAGCAUUUUGGCCAUGCAAUAAACGAACGGCGUAUUACAUAGGUUAAAACAGACACACACGCAAUUACAACGUUAGUCCGUUCUCGGAGUCAAAAUGUAUGUGGAAAUGUGCAAUAAAUAACGGAAAAUCAGCCGAACGUGUAACAAAACAAAAUACCACACAUUAGAGACAAACGAAAGUUGCAAAUACAAAAGUGUUCAAAUUAUUUUGGUGUAAACUUCAAACAAGUGCGUCUCACACAACCCCCCAACAACACACAGCCACACACUCUGUAAUUACGCUCGGGUGAAAGCGGACAAAAGACUUUUCAUUUCUUUGAACAUUAAAAUUUGAGUAACGUCUGUAGUGAAAAAAUGACUUCCGAUCUUCUACAUAUGGAGAAUCCAGUGUAUGCCAUCUUUGUGUUUCUGCUGGAUUUGGCGAUAUUUUCUCUUAAGUCUGUGUUCUACAUUUUAGAGUCGUUGUACUACACAUUAAUUCCUGAUCGAUUAAGGAAACUCAAGGAUGUCUCCAAUAAAGUGGUUUUAAUUACUGGAGGUGGCGGAGGAGUCGGAAGAUUAUUAGCAUUAAACUUUGCAAAACUGAGAGCCCGCGUUGUAAUAUGGGAUAUCAAUCAAGAAGCAAUCAAAACAACGGUCGAUCUUCUGGCCCGGAAUGGCUUUCAUAACUGCAAAGGUUACGUCGUCGAUAUAUCGGACCGUGACGAAGUCUACCAAAGAGCUGCUCAGACCAUUAAUGAUAUAGGCCAUGUCGAUAUAUUAGUGAAUAAUGCUGGUAUAGUGUGCUGCAAGCCAUUUUGGGAUCUGCCCGAUAGAGUCAUUCAGAACACGUACAAUAUUAAUGUCAUAUCCCACUACUGGACGGUUAAGGCUUUUCUGCCGCAUAUGAUUGAAAAUAAUAGUGGUCACAUAGUUACUGUGGGCUCAGUUACAGGCAUGUUAGGGACAUAUGGUUGCACUGACUAUAGUGCCACAAAAUACGCCUGUAUUGGUUUUCAUGAGAGUCUUCUUACCGAAUUGAAAACGCAUGGAUUUGACAACAUCUUCAUGACAUUGAUCUGCCCGUAUUACAUUAAUACAGGAAUGUUUUCCGGAGUUAAACCGCGAAUGAUACCCAUGCUGGAACCUCAGUAUGUCGCGGAUCAAAUUGUUGCAGCAACGCGAAAGAAUGAAGUUUGGUGUGUUCUACCAAAUUCUAUCAGAACAUUUACGCCACUUAAAUGCUUACUGCCUGCAAAAAUGUGCUGGGAACUAAUGUCACGCGUCGUUCGUGGUCCCGAGUCUAUGAUGAUGUUUAAGGGACGCGGUCGAGUCGCAGCAGGUUAAUAUUAUGGUUUGAUCAUAGUUUCUACGAAGAGUAUAACAUUCUUGUCGAUUGCAAACACUAGUGAGAUAAAUGUUUAGACCAAGCAUUUUUAAUACUUCAUUUUUUUCGAUAAAAAUUUAUUUAAAUUUAGGAUAAGAUCGACAAAUAAAUAAUAUUUUAGAUAUUAAA
Messenger RNA from Stomoxys calcitrans (stable fly), 1784 nucleotides. RefSeq names its product short-chain dehydrogenase/reductase family 16C member 6. The transcript has 4 exons. Lineage: Eukaryota; Metazoa; Arthropoda; Insecta; Diptera; Muscidae. Gene Ontology annotation, molecular function: oxidoreductase activity, acting on the CH-OH group of donors, NAD or NADP as acceptor. The record is from RefSeq and is a predicted model, not a curated record. Bases 644 to 1615 code for a protein of 323 amino acids. Gene Ontology annotation, cellular component: lipid droplet.